CCGUGGGGCGCGCAGCCUUCCUGAUGUGUCACCAGCACGUGGAGCCAGCUCGGGCUGCGCCGCGAGCGGGAGGAACUCCCCUAACUUUCGAGGGGUCUCGCCGCCUCACUCCUCUCCACGCGGCGCCCGGCCCGCGCUCCUCGGGGAGGUGGCGGCAGCGGCCCCCAGGUCCCGGGCGGGUUGAGCGAGGCCCCGGCCCCCGGCCCGGUGCACGCGGGGCGCCCGGGACGUCGGGGCGCCUGCUCCCCACGACCCCCGGCCGGGGCGCGGGCUCGGCGGCGCGGGAGGGCGAGGCCUGCGGUGCGAGCGGCCCGGCCGGCCCUGCGCCCGGCGGAUCUGAGCGCAGACGGAGGACCGAGGCUAAGGAGAUCAGGAGACUUCCUGAAGGACACACGUCUAGGAUGCAGCAGAGCUGGGGUGUAGAUCUGCAGCUUCUGACUCCCAAGGAGGACACUUCAUCAGAGAACUUGGGGAGGUGUCUGGCGUGGAGAACAUGCUCGUUUCUUGCUGGUUGCAGUAGGAAAGCCUGUGACAUCGCAGAAAAGCAGACUUGGGUCUUGAAUGAGUUUGGGGCCUGUCCCUGAUGGCCUGGCCUCUGCAGAGAUGUCUGGAGGUAGGAAUGGGUGAUAACACCGCCCCCUGGGUACGGAGAGAUGUGAUGACCAUCUGUCGGCUUUCCUGACCCAAGGUCCACAGCCCUUUCCUCUUUUUUUCCUUCAGGGGAUGACUUCUCCCCACCUCCUGGGAUUCACAUGGGGCCACUCCCCAUCCUCUGGCUUUAGAGGCAGGCAUGUGUCCCAAGCUGGACACUGAGACUCCCUCUUGGGACUUUUGCAGCAACUAUGGGAAAAGAGGCAUUCACUUUUCAUGGGAGUUGCCAGGUUGAUGGAACUCCUGCUCUCCACUUGAGGACGAAGCCAAGUGGUAGAGAAAGUAUGCUGUCCCCAGACCUCAGUAAGCCCCUGGAUCCAGCCAUGCCUGAAGCUAACCACACCUCUGGACUAACCUGAUUAUAUGAGCCAAUGAAUGCAUUUCUUUUUUUCUAAAACUAUCCUGAGUCGGAUUUCUGUCAUAGAAAGCGUCCUAAUAAAGUUAUGUUUUUCUUUGGUCUCACUUAAGAAAUCAACUUUGAGGUACCCACCCACUUUAAGUGUCUAAUUCAUAAGUUUUUUCAAAUGUGUACACCCUUGUAACUACCACCACAGUCGAGCUGUAGAACAUUUCAAGUACCCUCAUUCCCCUUUAUGGUCAGUUCUUCUGACCACAAGCAACCACUGACCUGCCUUUGUUCUAGAGAUUCAUUCAGUCUUCUCUCUGGUCAGGUCCCUGGAGGUCAAGGAGAGCGUUUCCCUGAUGCUCAUGUUGUGGGUCAAUGUGGGUCAUUUCCCUUGGGACUCAGAGUCACCCCUGGGUCCAAAUGUGCUGAAGCCAGAGGCACCUCUGGGUCCCACAGUUCUGUGGUCCAGUACAUCCUUUGCUUCAUUUGAGCCAGCUUGCCACGGAAGGAGUCCUGGCUAAUACACCUCAGCCAGGACCGCACCCUUCAGUGAAGCUCCCCUCAAGGACCACCCCCUAGGCAAAAUCAACCAUCAGUCCAGCUCACCUCCUGGGGGCCAGACACUAGUAAGUGCUUUACAUGCAUAAUCUCAAGUCCUCUCAGCAACCCUAGGGGAGGUACUGUUAUCCCCAUUUUACUGGGAUGUGGGUCUUGUGUGGCCUCUACAGCUUCUCUGUCCACCAGACUCCUGGCUGCUUGCUCUGCCUCAGCCAUGGCUGUCUCACAAGUGAAGUUGACCCCUCCCAGCCCACAUCCCAGGGUAAGGGGGCUGGCUCCCCAGUGGCCGCCAAAGGGGCUGGAGAAUGCAAGCCAUAUGCCCGGGGAGGGAGGGAUGAACCUUGAGCGGUAGUGUAAGCAGCUUUUGGCAGGAAAGAGCUCUCUGCAGGAGGCCCUUUUGUCUUGCCAGUAACCUAGCACACCUUUCAGAUCUUUUGAUCACACAAAACCUUGCCUAACUUUCUGGUUCUUUCUGUAGAUCAAAGAAGUAGAAAUGAAGGAUAAGUAAUUAACAGAUGACCAGAUCUCUUCCCCAGCUUCCCCUGCAGUAAUCCCACGAGCAAACUGUGCGAACAAGAUAGCGUCUAAAGAAGAAUCACAAGAAGUCGACAAGCCUGCACACGGUGCGGGAUGGCGACGACUCUGACCCCCUAUCUCAAUGAUUAACUGAGAUUACUUCCCUGCUUCCCCUUAAAAACUUUCAUGGCCGAGCAGAAUCUUUGGAGGUGGUUUUGGGGGGACACUGAG
Messenger RNA from Balaenoptera musculus (blue whale), 2302 nucleotides. RefSeq names its product collagen alpha-1(I) chain-like. The transcript has 4 exons. The coding region runs from base 24 to 584 and encodes 186 amino acids. The record is from RefSeq and is a predicted model, not a curated record. NCBI's taxonomy places the organism in Eukaryota, Metazoa, Chordata, Mammalia, Artiodactyla, Balaenopteridae.